AGAAUAUUUCAAAAUGCUUUGCCUGCGUCUAGCUUUUUUGAUUGUCCUUUUUCUGGUAUACGUUUCCAGCUUUGAGGAAAUUAUGGAAUCGCUGCACGAUACGUAUCAGUUAGAGCAAACGAAAAUUCGCAAAGAGGUAUGCUCCUUGAAGCCAGAGUUUGGAAAAUGCAAAGGACGCCGUAGCCUGUGGUAUUACAAUGAACGCUAUGGCAAGUGUAUGAAAUUUACUUACUCCAAUUGUGGUGGCAAUAGGAACCGCUUCUACACUCAGGAUUCCUGUCAAGACUUUUGCGAUAAAUACGAAUGGCAGACUGAAAAGUUAAAACGCAAAAGUUUUAACAGAAGAAGGCCAAAAAUGAUUUAAAAGGAGACUGCUUAAGACUUGAAACUUAAUAUUAAAGGAAACUAACAAAGUU
Drosophila serrata is the source of this 416-nucleotide messenger RNA. RefSeq names its product kunitz-type serine protease inhibitor. Lineage: Eukaryota; Metazoa; Arthropoda; Insecta; Diptera; Drosophilidae. The record is from RefSeq and is a predicted model, not a curated record. Gene Ontology annotation, molecular function: serine-type endopeptidase inhibitor activity.